GCGAGAAACAUUAAGAGACAUGGGGAAAGAGCCUGAGCUCGUUAAUGACAACGAGUUCGCCGGAAAACACCAUAACUCAGUUGAUUACGAUAAUUUCAUCCCAACAAAUCCCCCGUCUGACUUGUUCUCCGUCAGAAGAUUCCACCACGUCGAGUUCUGGUGCUCCGACGCCACCAACACCUCUCGCCGCUUCUCGUCGGCACUCGGCAUGCCGCUUGUCGCCAAAUCCGAUUUAUCCACCGGAAACACAACACACGCAUCUUACAUUCUCCGUUCCGGUCAACUCCUCUUCCUCUUCACCGCCCCUUACUCCGCCACCAUCUCCACCAACACACCCUCCAUACCCACCUUCUCCCACACUGCUUGCCGCGCCUUCACCGCUUCUCACGGACUCGCCGUCCGCUCAAUCGCCAUUGAAGUCGAGAAUGCCGAGCUUGCUUACUCCACCAGUCUAUCCCACGGCGCCAAACCCUCAUCACCUCCAAUCACCAUCGGAGAAUCCAUAAACGCCGUCGUCAUCGCCGAAGUCCAACUAUUCAACGACGUUGUUCUACGAUACAUUAGCUACAAAAAACCCACCAUCGGCAUCGCAUCAACUUUCUUACCAGGGUUCGAAUCAAUUAAAACAGAUUCAACGUCACACAGCAUAGACUUUGGUAUCCGACGCCUCGAUCACGUCGCCGGAAAUGUCCCGGAACUCACUCCCGUCAUCAAGUACUUAAAAUCCUUCACCGGAUUCCAUGAAUUUGCAGGAUUCACGGCGAAAGACGUCGGGACAAGCGAGAGUGGGUUGAAUUCGGUGAUUCUCGCAUGUAAUAACGAAAAGGUUAUCAUUGGGAUGAAUGAGCCGGUGUAUGGAACAAGGAGGAGGAGCCAGAUACAGACAUUUCUGGAGCACAACGAAGGUCCUGGAAUUCAGCAUUUGGCGCUGGAGAGCGAAGACAUAUUUAGGACACUUAGAGAGAUGAAGCGGCGGAGUGUGGUUGGUGGGUUUGAGUUUAUGCCGCCUCCGCCGCCGACUUACUACCGGAAUUUGAAGAACAGGGCGGCAGAUGUGCUCAGUGAUGAGCAGAUGAAUGCGUGUGAGGAGUUCGGGAUUUUGGUAGACAGAGAUAACGAGGGCACUUUGCUUCAAAUCUUCACCAAACCUUUGGGUGACAGGCCAACGAUAUUCAUAGAGAUAAUCCAAAGAAUAGGGUGCAUGAUCUCGGGUGUUAAUAUGCAACAGAAGCCAGGAUGUGGUGGAUUCGGUAAAGGAAACAUUUCAGAACUUUUUAAAUCCGUCGAGGAGUAUGAGAAGACAUUUGAAGCACAAACUUCUGACAUACAUAUUAUCUGACCAUGGUUCAGAUUGAAAGUCGUACUCGAGAUUGUUCUUUAACGUAGAGAGAAAUAAGGAGUGAUAUUAUAAAAUAAUUAAAGUCGUAGAUCUUCUUGUGAUGGAGAAAUAUCUCCUUUGAAACUAUAAGCAUAAAGUUUGGUCAAAGAUCAUAUAAAUUAUAGUUCAACACGAAUCUAGAUGAUUAACUAAUUAAGCAAAGCUCGAGGACUAUUACUUCCCCCCUGGUCGGUCGGUGAAGUGUUCUUCAUUAACUAGUGUUCAUACUUAUGGUGAAGUUCAAAUGACCAAUUUGCCACCUCCGGGCUACCGAAUCCUCUCUUUAAUUCUCUCAUGAUUACUUAUAUAUCAUCUCGGUCGUUUAUGUCAUGUUGAAAUCAAAGUGUAAACAACACCAC
Messenger RNA from Lactuca virosa, 1737 nucleotides. The record is from the annotation of a GenBank genome assembly. Lineage: Eukaryota; Viridiplantae; Streptophyta; Magnoliopsida; Asterales; Asteraceae.